AUGGACUUCCUCACAUUGUAUGUGGUAAUUUUAAUUGGCUUUGGUUUGUGUUUCAUCGUCCAAACCGGUGUGACGAUUCUGUCCUUCUCGCAAGUUUCCUUACGGCAGAAGUACCCGCUCUUCUUGAUGACAUUCAUGGCAAAGUGCGGCAUCAGCUUUGGUGGCUUCAUGCGCUCAGCCGUCUAUAUACAGCUUAUUCGUCUGAAUAUGUUUUGCACGAAGAUCGCCUUGUACGAAUGCUUCUACCACGUGCAUGGCAUCGUCACUGAGUUGUCGUUCUUCUACCACGCAGAGAUGUCCUUACUGGUCGCCAUCGAAUGUCUUCUCGUGAUUCUAGGCGAAAAGAACUAUGAGCAAUGGUGGAGGCCGUUUUUCUCCUGGUACACUGGAGUUUUUUUCUUCUUGCUCAACCUGGUAGUUUUUUGGGUCUGCAUACUCCACCAAACUACCAUGGGAUCAGCUUUUGUGUACAACCAUUGCAAGCUGCAGCUAUACAGUGUGCAAUUGCCAAUGAGUGGCUAUAUUUCUUUUUUGCUGUUCUGUCAAACAAUGACCAUCAUAAUCUGCACCUUCACGGUGUGGCUAAUUUUGAAAAAGCGACGCCUGCUGUCGCACCAGUGCGGGCCAAAAUGGCAUGGUGAACCCGGCGCCACUUGGGACAGAGAAAUGAAUAUCAGUUUAUAUAACUUGGUAGUAGCUUUUCUGCAUCUGCUCUACUAUGGAAUAACACGAUACACUUUUGCGGUACUUCCGAAGACAAAGAGCGCCCGCCUACUCUCGGAAAAAUUUUCUGAAGGCAUUCUCAUUCAGGAUUUAGCCAGUAUGAGUGAAAUGUUUAUAACUGUUUCUUUCAUCCUAAUGACUCCUGUUUACUCCCUGUUGGUAAUUUUUUUUCGAGGAAAUGUAGAUAACAUCAUUGAGCUUGGACAUGCCCUUGAUGGUGAGUAA
Soboliphyme baturini is the source of this 948-nucleotide messenger RNA. The record is from the annotation of a GenBank genome assembly. NCBI's taxonomy places the organism in Eukaryota, Metazoa, Nematoda, Enoplea, Dioctophymatida, Soboliphymatidae.